Molecule: messenger RNA, 1644 nt
Organism: Aspergillus terreus NIH2624
Lineage: Eukaryota; Fungi; Ascomycota; Eurotiomycetes; Eurotiales; Aspergillaceae
Gene: rglA
Product: putative rhamnogalacturonase B
Exons: 10
Coding region: 1-1644 (547 amino acids)
Biological process (GO): pectin catabolic process
Molecular function (GO): carbon-oxygen lyase activity, acting on polysaccharides; carbohydrate binding
Source: RefSeq, a predicted model, not a curated record
AUGUUGUCCAAGGCACUGUUUUUCUCGUCACUUCCGCUGUGGGCAAAGGUUGCAUCGGCGGCCUUUGGCAUCACAACCACCGACUCGUCCUACACUAUUGAUGCUGGAUCGCCGAACCCCCUGAAGUUUACGGUGAGUCGCAGCAGCUGCGACAUCACCUCCAUCAACUACUAUGGUUCGGAGCUGCAGUAUCAGAGCAAGGGAAGUCACAUCGGGUCGGGUCUGGGGUCUGCUUCCGUGUCUGCUGUACAGAAUGGCGACUAUAUCAAGGUGACCUGCGACACCGACACAUUGACGCACUAUUUCGUCGUCCAUAGCGGUGACCCCAUUAUCCAUAUGGCGACGUACAUUACUGCAGAACCCUCCAUCGGCGAACUGCGGUUUAUCGCUCGUCUUAACUCCAAUCUCCUCCCCAACGAGGAGCCCUUCGGAGACGUCUCCACCACAGCAGGUGGCUCGGCAAUCGAAGGCUCGGACGUGUUCCUCGUCAACGGCCAGACUCGCAGCAAGUUCUAUUCCAGCCAACGGUUCAUCGACGACCAGAGACACUGCAUCUCGGGCAGUGCUCACCGCGUGUGCAUGAUCCUGAACCAGUACGAGUCUUCCUCCGGCGGACCAUUCCACCGCAACAACGGCGGCGAUUACAACUCUCUCUACUGGUACAUGAACUCCGGCCACGUUCAGACCGAAUCCUACCGCAUGGGUCUCCACGGCCCGUACUCGAUGUACUUCAGCCGCAGCGGAACCCCAGGCACCAACAUCGACACCUCCUUCUUCGCCAACCUCGACAUCAAAGGCUACGUCCCCGCCAGCGGCCGCGGCACCGUAACCGGAAAGGCAUCGGGCGCAGACUCCAACUUCAAAUGGGUGGUGCACUGGUACACACACACCCCUUCCCAUACUCCACCACCGCUGCAGCAUCUAACAAGCAACACCAGGUACAACGACGCCGCCCAAUACUGGACCUACACCGCUUCCGACGGCAGCUUCACCUCGCCCGCCAUGAAGCCCGGCACCUACACGAUGGCCUACUACCAGGGCGAGUACCGCGUCGCCGAGACCAGCGUGACCGUCAGCGCGGGUUCAUCCACGACAAAGAACAUCUCCGGCUCCGUCAAGACGGGGACGACGAUCUUCAAGAUUGGCGACUGGGAUGGACAACCGACCGGCUUCCUCAACGCCGACAAGCAGCUCCGUAUGCACCCGUCCGACUCGCGCAUGUCCAGCUGGGGCCCCGUCACCUACACCGUCGGCAGCUCGUCCGUCGGGUCCUUCCCCAUGGCGUUGUUCAAGUCCGUGAAUAGUCCUGUUACCAUCAAGUUCACCGCAACGUCUGCGCAGACGGGCGCGGCGACGCUGCGCAUCGGUACCACGCUUUCGUUCGCCGGUGGACGGCCGCAGGCUACGAUCAACAGCUAUACCGGGCCCACGCCUUCGGCACCUACGAACCUCAACUCCCGUGGCGUUACUCGCGGUGCGUACCGCGGUCUGGGUGAGGUGUACGAUGUGUCUAUUCCCGCGGGCACGAUUGUCGCUGGGACCAACACGAUUACUAUCAAUGUCAUCUCUGGCAGCUCGGGGGACGACUUCUUGAGUCCCAACUUUGUAAGUGCCUAUCCAUUCUUGACGUUGAUGCGAUGCUGA